This is a messenger RNA of Lotus japonicus, 951 nucleotides long. RefSeq lists its product as uncharacterized. The record is from RefSeq and is a predicted model, not a curated record. Gene Ontology annotation, molecular function: DNA-binding transcription factor activity. Lineage: Eukaryota; Viridiplantae; Streptophyta; Magnoliopsida; Fabales; Fabaceae. The coding region runs from base 1 to 951 and encodes 316 amino acids. The transcript has a single exon.
AUGGCGUAUCAAUUAGGAGGUUCUUCUGGUGCUAACCGUAAUGGUCUCGAUGGAGAGAUACGCACGACAAAGGAAAAGAGCUUCACAUGUAAAUUUUGCAAGCGAAAAUUCUCUACCACACAAGCUUUGGGAGGACACCAGAACGCGCAUAAAAAAGAGCGUUCCCUCGAAAAAUUUCGUCAACAACUUGAUGCUAGUUGUUUCAGGCUUUCGCACUUUCCUUCGUAUUCGUCUUAUCCAACUCUUCAUACAGGUUUAUACAACUCACAUAUGGAUGACUCAUUAAAUCACAAGCUUUCUAAUUCAUGGACGACCUCAACUGGAUUUCGAUUCGAUCAACACUCACCAUAUUUCAAUGCGAUGGGAAAUAUAAGAAGUCAUCAUGCAAUUCCAAGGACUUAUCUUAAUGAAACACUUGCGCUUUUCCCAAAUGUUACCCCUAAUGUAGCAAGGCAAGUUAUGAACACGACAAGCACUUCAAGGUUAGGGAAUUGUGAUGAAACUCUUGUGCUUUUUCCAAAUCUUACCACCAAUGUAGCAAGUCAAGUUAUGAACACGACAAGCACUUCAAGGUUAGGGAAUCGUGAUGAAACUCUUGCGUUUUACCCAAAUCUUACCACCAAUGUAGCAAGUCAAGUUAUGAACACGGCAAACACUUCAAGGUUAGGGAAUCGUGAUGAAACUCUUGCACUUUUCUCAAAUCUUACCACCAAUUUUGACGUGCCAACAACCAGGGCGAGGAAUUUUCUCAAUGAUGUCAAUAUCGGAUACUCUGGUUCCAACCUAAAAGAAGAAACUGAUAUUGAUUUGUCACUUGGAUACUCUCUUUUCAACAUAAAAGAAGAAGCUUCUGACAUAGAUUUGUCACUCAGUAUUGGUUACUCUGAUUCCAAGAUAAAAGAAGAAGCUUCUGACAUAGAUUUGUCACUUACGCUUGGUUUUAGUUCAUGA